UCCGAUAACGGGGUAACGACAUUAACAAUAAAAUAUUUUAGUUUUUGGCGUCUUACAAAAUGGAAAUUAAAAACGCCGUUUGGAUAUGUAAAGUUUGUGUGCCAAUCGUUCUUUGUGGAUAUAUCUGUGGUACAGUUCUAACACUCGUGUGGUAUGAAAGGCAUCCGUCCCUGAGAUUGCAAGACCUCAAUCCUCGAUGGCUGACAAUUGUAAGCCUGACGUUGCUCUUUAUUCUUCUCUUUUAUGGCCGUCCAGUCAGGUGCAUACUGACUCUGGCUAUUCCUUCGUUAUGCAGCUCCCGCGGACGCGCUUGUCUUAUAGCCCUGGCGUUCCUUCUGGCUGCCAUUGGGCCGACUGCCAAUAUCCUUGCAAACCUGAAAGUGAUGCUGCGCAGCCUGGCCUGCGGACAAGAGCUGUUGCGACAGGAACUUGGCCAAAUGAUGGAUGUAUUAAUAGAACCAGUGAAAUCCAUUAAAAUUGCCAUAGAUUUAAUGUUGGACGAGAUUCGUCAAGCUCUCAGUCAAGUAAUGGAGCCUCUACUGCGUAUCCAAGACUAUCUUAUCAUCAUCAUUUCAAUCCUCAAGAACUGUCUGGCCUGGCUAAAAUCCAUUGUGGAUAUGUGCAAUGAAGAGUUGGGCACACCGUGGGGACGUUGCAAGCGGGCUGCCCUUCGUGCCAUGACCCGGUGUCAGACCAAGUUGGGAAUCUUCAAGCCACUUUGCCACGCUACCAAACUGUUUCUGGCCCUCUGCUAUCCCGCAAAGAUCAUAGAUGUAUUUUGCAGUGGCUUUUGGGAUGUGAACUGGGAGAUGCUGGAUAAGGUCAUGGAGCAGUACCAUGAUUUUUUGGGUCAUAUCAAGGAAAUGUUUGAUGACAAAAUCACAUUUGAACACGACUUCUAUUUCAUCACAAACUCCUCGAAGGAUCUUUUAAAGGUGGGUGAAGAAAUCGUACAGGAUAUCUGUUCGGUCAAACUCCUUUAAGGAACAAGUAUUCAAAUGACCCUCGUAAAAUAGAAAGCCUACGCUCACUUUUUGUAUUUACUUACCAUAAUUGUACUAAAUUCACCACUGUAUUCUCUCUCUUAUGCCCAGUACUCAAGCACUAAGAUUUGUAAUAAAUAGUCAUUCCCUAAUACUCA
Molecule: messenger RNA, 1141 nt
Organism: Drosophila miranda
Lineage: Eukaryota; Metazoa; Arthropoda; Insecta; Diptera; Drosophilidae
Product: DC-STAMP domain-containing protein 2-like
Exons: 4
Coding region: 60-983 (307 amino acids)
Source: RefSeq, a predicted model, not a curated record